Tarenaya hassleriana is the source of this 1229-nucleotide messenger RNA. RefSeq lists its product as uncharacterized. Bases 302 to 1072 code for a protein of 256 amino acids. NCBI's taxonomy places the organism in Eukaryota, Viridiplantae, Streptophyta, Magnoliopsida, Brassicales, Cleomaceae. The transcript has a single exon. The record is from RefSeq and is a predicted model, not a curated record.
CCAAAACUCUAUCUCCGUUGACUUUUUCAAACUUGUUCUUCUCCUGCUUCCUCUUAUCCCUUGGAUUCUCAGAAAUUUCAGACAACAUCGAUAUCAUAGAAAGAAACACCCAGAAUCUCUGCUUCUUCUCCUGCGUUAGUUCUGUUUUUUUUUUAAAAAAAAAUUCAGCUUCUUGUUGUUGUUCUUCUUCUCCAUCUUAUUCCUUGGAUUCUCAAAAAAUUCAGAUCGAUAUCGUAAAAAAAACCCAGAAUCUCUGUUUCUUCUCCUGCAUUAGUUCUGUCUUUUUUUUUUUUUUCUGGCGAUGGAUACACAGCAAAAUUCAAAGCCGAAGAACAGCAAUAACAACAGUAUAUUGAAGAUGCUUCCCAAAGCGAUGUCGUUUGGACAACGGCUAGCUCCGUUUAGCCCCAGAAGAGAUCUUCACCAUCACCAAUCAACGUCGACGUCGACGGCGGCGGCGGCGGCGGGAAACAGAGCGUUUCUGUCCGGUCCGAUUACCCGGUUAGUUCCGGUCGAGGCCCGGUUAAGGAAAAGCAAAAACGACGGCGUUAUGGAUGAGCCCACGUCGCCGAAAGUUUCCUGCAUCGGUCAGAUCAAGCUCGCGAAGACCAAGUGCUCGGAUACGAAGAAGAAGCCACACAGAGUUCCUCCGGCGAAACCCAAAACGGCGUCGUCCCGUUCCAAAGACGAAGACAGAGCACGUCCUUCGAUGAUCAAGCGUAUGUUCUCGUCGGCGGGAGCGAAGCCGCCGGAAAAACCUCCCCCCGCCGCCGCUUCCGCCGGAGACUUAGCCGGUGAUCGUCCGUCGCUGGGUCAGAUGAAGAAGUUCGCGAGCAGCAGAGAAGCGUUCGCGGGCUUCGACUGGGCGGCGGAGAUGAAGAGCCGGGAAGAAUCUCCGGCGACGGUGUAUCGUCGGCGGGAGUAUUUUUCCGACGACGAAGAGAGGGUGAUUGCGUUUUCUGCUCCGUUGCCGCUGAACGAGACAGAAGGUUUGAAGCCGAAGAAAGAAAUUAACCUGUGGAAGAGAAGAACUAUGAAUCCGCCGAGGCCACUUCAAAUUAAAGAUGGUUGAUUUUCUUUUCAUGUUUAUUUCAUUUCAUUUUUAUUUCGAUUUACGAAAGUUGAAUACACCGAUAAUGGAAUUUUCGGAAUCUUAUAUUUGUGUAUACGCUAAAAAUACAUAUGAUUCGUUAAAACAUCAAUGAUCCUUGUGAAUACAAUAAAAGCAA